Molecule: messenger RNA, 1774 nt
Organism: Branchiostoma belcheri (Belcher's lancelet)
Lineage: Eukaryota; Metazoa; Chordata; Leptocardii; Amphioxiformes; Branchiostomatidae
Product: peptidyl-prolyl cis-trans isomerase E-like
Exons: 12
Coding region: 31-972 (313 amino acids)
Biological process (GO): protein folding; protein peptidyl-prolyl isomerization
Cellular component (GO): intracellular membrane-bounded organelle
Molecular function (GO): peptidyl-prolyl cis-trans isomerase activity; RNA binding
Source: RefSeq, a predicted model, not a curated record
CAGAGUGGCAUAAUCCAAGUAUUUCUCAAAAUGGCGGCGCCGAAUACGAAACGCAUCGUGUACGUUGGUGGCCUUGCUGAGGAGGUCGAUGAAAAAGUCCUCCAUGCAGCUUUCAUCCCGUUUGGAGACCUGGUGGACAUCAACAUCCCUCUGGACUAUGAGACCCAGAAGCACAGAGGGUUUGCUUUUGUGGAGUUUGAAAGUGCAGAGGAUGCUGCAGCUGCCAUAGACAAUAUGCAUGAAUCUGAGCUGUUUGGAAGAACCAUCAGAUGUAACCUGGCCAAGCCCAUGAAACUGAAGGAAGGGUCCAUGAAAGCAGUUUGGUCUGAUGAUGCCUGGCUGAAGAAGUUUGCAGGGAAGACCCUGGACGAGGGGGAGACAGAGGGGGCGGGGACGUCAUCAUCAUCUGAGCCUGGGGAGAAGAGACCUGCAGAGGAGUCUGGACAGAUGGCUGAGCCAGCAACCAAGAGGGCAAAGAGUAACCCUCAGGUCUUCAUGGAUAUCAAGAUCGGGAGUCGGCAGGCUGGCAGGAUAGUCAUUCUUCUUAGAGCUGAUAUUGUACCAAAAACUGCAGAGAACUUCAGGUGCCUUUGCUCCCAUGAAAAAGGCUUUGGAUACAAGGGGAGCAUAUUCCACAGGGUUAUCCCACAGUUUAUGAACCAAGGUGGUGACUUCACCAACCACAAUGGGACGGGAGGGAAGUCCAUCUAUGGGGGGAAGUUUGAGGAUGAGAACUUUGAACUCAAGCACACAGGGCCAGGUAUUCUGUCCAUGGCCAACUCUGGGCCCAACUCUAACGGCUCCCAGUUCUUCAUGACAACUGCUCCAACGCCCUGGUUAGAUGGGAAGCAUGUGGUCUUCGGACAGGUAAUAGAGGGCAUUGAUGUGGUCAGAAAAAUCGAGAAAAUUGGAACCAAAUCUGGAAAACCCACAGAAAGGGUGGUCAUCACUAACUGUGGAGAACUUGUCUAGAAUAUCGACAAUACAGUACUCAUCCUUAACUUUGAAAUAUGGAACAUUCUUAAGGAACCUGUUGUCAGCAUGAGCUUGCAAGACCUUGAACUUUUGUAGAAUAUGCUAAGAAUAGUCAUAGAGAGAUAUACUCAUAGAAUGAAAGACAGAUCUGGAAAAAUCGUAUUUUUGUUUGUCAUUCCCAGUCAUCUUUCCAGUAACAGUGGAGUUUUUUAUUCUAAAUGUUUCCAUAAACAACCAUUAUCCAGAUCCCCUUCCAGUUGGAAUUCUGCAAAUUUUGAAUGUUCACAGUGGUUUUAUUUUCAUGGUGUUCUUCAUACUGCCAUGAAACUGAGCUGGGUUUUAAAACCAACAUGUGCUUCCAUGCACACCCUUCCUGCGGUAUGGUAUAAUUAGAACACUGAUAGACGGUAUCCUGUACCCAUUAUGUUUGUUUAUUUACCAUUUCGUACGACAGGGCAACCAGUCUGCCCAUCUAUUUAUGGAGAGUUAGUGUGAACUUUGUAAGUCCACGUGGCAUGCUGAUUCAGAAGGUCUUCUAUGCCUAUCUACUGGUUACUGAGCAUGUAAGGUUUUUUGUAUCCUGAACACCUUAUUGUAAGGGUGCUUCAGUGCAUUAAUGUGGUAUGGAUAUAAUGACGGUUAUCACAAUGAAACUACUUUUUUACAAAUAAGAAAGCACUAUUUUUUAGGAUUGUUGGCAAUGUGUAAUUGAGUGAUACAGGAUUUUGUAACACAAUCAGUGAUGUUAUCAGUAUGUUGUUGAACUCUAAAAUGAAAUACAUGAAAAUAUGCCUUUAAA